Messenger RNA from Mercurialis annua (annual mercury), 1800 nucleotides. Its product is annotated as cytochrome P450 714C2-like. Bases 107 to 1627 code for a protein of 506 amino acids. Lineage: Eukaryota; Viridiplantae; Streptophyta; Magnoliopsida; Malpighiales; Euphorbiaceae. Gene Ontology annotation, molecular function: monooxygenase activity; heme binding; iron ion binding. The record is from RefSeq and is a predicted model, not a curated record. The transcript is spliced from 5 exons.
AGCUGGCUUCACAAAGACAUGGACGACAUGGUUCCAUGUGUCUAUAUAAAUCAGCUAGCACCGAGAGAUUCAGCAGAAGCAUCAAACAAUAUCUGAUAUUAUAGCAAUGGAAGUGAUAGUUAUUGUGCUUAGUGUUGUGGUGAUUUUAUUGAGCAAUGUGUUUGUUUAUUUGUGCUAUGAAUUCUGGUGGAAGCCUGAGAGUUGUAGAAUGAAACUUGGAAAGCAAGGCAUCAGGGGUCCUCCAACUUCUUCUAUUCUUGGCAACAUUCCUGAAAUGAAGAGAUUGAUUUCUCAAAUCUCUCAAACUCCUCAAAUUGAUGGUCCUAUCACAAUCUUUCCUUACUUCAACAAAUGGACCCAACACUAUGGGAAGUUGUUCAAGUUUGCACUUGGAAAAAUACAAAUACUUUACGUAAGUAAUGUUGAAUUGGUGAAGCAAUUAAGAGUACACAGAUCAUGGGACCUUGGUAAACCUUCUUACUUACAAAAUGAACGUGGAGUUUUAUUAGGCAAAGGCCUUAUUACUACAAACGGUGCAGUUUGGUCUCACCAGAGACAAACUGUUAGCCCUGAGCUCUACUUGGACAGAGUCAAGGAUAUGGUGAGUCUGAUGGUUGAGUCUGGUAGCACAAUGGUGGAAUCAUGGGAGAAAUUAAUUGAAAGCGAGGAGGGUGGCGUUUGCGGUAUAACGAUAGACGAUCAUGUGAGGAAUUUCACCUCUUACAUAACCUCAAAAAUGGUAUUUGGAGAUGAUCACCAUAAAGGAAUCAAAAUAGUUCCGACGUGCAUAGCUCUUAUCAAAACUAUGGGUUCUGCAACAACGCUUGGACUCCCCUUCUCCAGAUUAAUUCCAACGAAAUGGAUCAGAGAAUCACGAAGACUAUCAAAAGAAGUUCGUGAAAUGAUUAUGGACAUAGUCAAAGCUCGAAGUGGAGACAAUGCAUCUCACCAGGAUAUAUUACAGGUGAUCUUCGAAGGUUCGAAAACCGCCGAGCUCGGAAAUUUGACGAAGGAAGAGUUCAUAGUUGACAAUUGCAAGGAUAUAUUUCUUGCUGCUUGUGAAGUCACUGCUAUUGCCGCAAUCUGGGGUUUAAUGUUGUUGGCUUCAAAUCCUGAAUGGCAAGCUCGUGCCCGUGCCGAGGUUCAAGAGGUGUGUGGUGGGCAAGUACCUGAUAGCAACAUGCUUAGCAAGAUGCCUGUGCUAAAAAUGGUGAUUCAAGAGGUUUUAAGGCUCUAUCCAGGAGUAGCAUUCGUAUCAAGAGAAGCCAUACAAGAUGUAAAGCUCGGUGAAAUAAAUAUUCCGAAAGGCGUUGGAAUUUGGAUAUGGAUGAUGGAAUUGCACCGCGACCCUGAACUUUGGGGAGCUGAUGCAGACAAAUUCAAUCCGGAAAGAUUCGCAAAUGGAGUUUCAGGAGCAUGCAAGUCUCCGCAAGCUUAUAUACCUUUCGGACUAGGAGCUAGAGUGUGUCCUGGUCAGAACUUAGCGGUUACAGAACUAAAGGUGUUGUUUGCAAUGCUAUUAUGCAAUUUCAAGCUUACCAUCUCUCCUAAAUAUCGUCACUCCCCUAAAUUUAGACUGCUUUUGGAGCCUGAGCAUGGUGUGGACCUCCUUAUUCAAAAGAUCUAAUCAUUGGAAGAACUCUAUACUUAAAUAUUAUAUAUCAAUAAAUAGGAUUUAGCUGCCGCACUAAAAUAAAAAAUUAAGAGUUUGGAUAUUUCUAUAUAUCUUUUUGAGGAUUUUUACUCAAGUGUAUUAUCAAAAAUAAAAUUAAUAAAAUAUGUUAUGAUCUUUUCUAAUAA